UGCAUUAUUAUACAAAAGGACGUCUUGCCGAUAGUACCUGAAUAAUUAAUAGAUAGUGGCUAAGUUCGCAAUUUGAUGGAACAGUGAUUUAUGUGGCUAUGGUGAUUUGUGCACAAAUAAGGAACUCAUAUUCUAAGACACGGAAAAGAUGAGUUCUUCAGGGAAAAAGCUAUCUCGUGACAGCGAUGAAUCCGAUACUGAAAUUACUCCAUUGUACGACGAUUUCGACGACCCCGAUCAGCGAACAGCCCAAGAAACGAAAGGAUGGAAUCUCUUCCGCGAGAUCCCGGUCAAAAAGGAGAGCGGUUCCAUGAUAUCAACAGAAUGGGUCGACACCAGCGUGAAGAUCUUAAAACUGUUGGCGUAUAUCGUGGUCUUCCUCGCAGUGCUCGGGUCUGCGGUCAUUUGUAAAGGCACCCUGCUCUUCAUCACGUCACAGCUCAAAAAGGGCAGAGAGAUUAUACAUUGUAACAGAGCGAUAGCAUUAGAUCAACAAUUCAUAACAGUUCACUCCUUGGAAGAACGCAUCUCAUGGCUAUGGGCAGCUGUGAUAGUAUUUGGCAUUCCAGAAGUUGGGGUUUUCCUCCGAUCAGCCAGGAUAUGUUUCUUCAAGACAACUGUGACGCCCACAAUCAUGCAAUUUUUAGCGGCUUUCGUAGUUGAAACAUGUCAAACCAUUGGAAUUGCCAUGCUAAUGCUUUUCAUCCUACCCGAACUGGAUGUGGUAAAGGGAGCCAUGUUGAUGAACGCUCUAUGCUUCAUCCCUGGUCUUCUAAAUAUCUUCAUGAGAGAUCGCACGCACCCUCGAUUCUUCCUGUGGCUGUGUUUGGAUAUUCUGGCAAUAUCGGCGCAAGCUACGGCCUUUGUUGUUUGGCCAUUGCUAGAGGAUAAUAAACCGAUACUUUGGUGUAUUCCUAUUGCAAGCGUGCUUAUAUCUCUUGGCUUUUGGGAGAACUUUGUGGGACCGGUGGACAAACAUUCUUCAGGGAUUAUGGUUACAUUGGUAGAACUAAGAGAUGCGAUGAAAAAAGCACGGUACUACACGUUAAGAAUUUUAUCUCUAUGGAAAGUAGUGGUUUUCAUGGCUUGCGUGCUGAUUUCGUUGCACAUACAGGAUGACGAUCCGUUCACUUUCUUCACAUACGCUGGAGAAACGUUUGGCGAACGCAAUUACACAGUUUACGAAAUUCAAGUUAUCAUAAACGACAUAUACAAUGGUCUGUUUGACUAUUCCAUAAUGGGUGACACCUACAUCUUGCCUUCAUUUUGGGCUACCUCUCUUUGGGUCGCAUUAAUACAAGUGGGCUCAGCCUAUUUCUGUUUCGGCAGCGCAAAGCUGGCCUGCAAGAUAUUAAUUCAGAAUUUCAGCUUUACAUUUGCCCUCAGUUUAGUUGGUCCAUUGACAGUAAAUCUUUUGAUUGUAUUCUGUGGGAUGAGGAACGCAAAUCCUUGUGAGUUCAGCAACACCAUACCAGACUACCUGUUCUUCGAAAUACCACCAGUGUAUUUCCUAAAAGAUUACGUGGGCCGCGAGAUGGCCUGGGUAUGGGUGCUAUGGUUACUAUCCCAGGCGUGGGUAUGCGUACACGCAUGGCAGCCGCGCUGCGAGCGUCUGGCCGCCACUGAAAAGUUGUUUUCGAAGCCCUGGUACUCCGGACCGCUUAUUGACCAGUCGCUGUUGAUGAACAGGACCAAGGAUGAUUACAUGGAUAUGCAGCUAGAGGAUAAAUCUGAAGGGGACAAUGUUUCAUUAAAUAGUAUGGACCAGGUCAAGGAUACUAAACCUUCCGAUCACACUACAAGGAUUUACAUCUGCGCGACCAUGUGGCACGAAACGAAGGAUGAGAUGAUUGAGUUCUUGAAGUCUAUCUUCCGACUGGACGAAGAUCAAAGUGCGCGGCGCGUCGCCCAAAAGUACUGGGGCAUCGUCGAUCCUGAUUAUUAUGAGUUGGAAUCUCACAUAUUCAUGGACGACGCUUUCGAAGUGUCAGACCAUAGCGCAGAAGACUCUCAAGUGAACCGGUUCGUCAAAUGCUUAGUAGACACAAUAGACGAGGCUGCGUCCGAGGUUCACCUCGCAAACGUCCGACUGAGGCCACCAAAGAAAUACCCCACCCCGUAUGGUGGAAGGCUGGUGUGGACCUUACCAGGGAAGAAUAAGUUGAUCUGCCAUUUGAAGGAUAAAUCCAAGAUUAGACACCGAAAACGAUGGUCUCAGGUAAUGUACAUGUACUACUUCCUUGGUCACCGGCUCAUGGACCUGCCUCUCAACGUAGACCGCAAAGAAGUGAUCGCGGAGAAUACUUACCUUCUUGCCCUCGACGGCGACAUCGAUUUCAAGCCUUCGGCCGUGACGCUGCUGAUCGAUCUGAUGAAGAAGAACAAGAACUUAGGAGCUGCUUGUGGGCGUAUUCACCCGGUGGGAUCUGGUUUCAUGGCGUGGUACCAGAUGUUCGAAUACGCCAUCGGUCAUUGGCUGCAAAAGGCGACAGAACACAUGAUCGGCUGCGUACUGUGUAGCCCCGGCUGCUUCUCUCUAUUUAGAGGCAAAGCGCUGAUGGAUGACAACGUCAUGAAACGCUACACGCUGACGUCACACGAGGCGAGGCAUUACGUGCAGUACGAUCAAGGGGAAGACCGUUGGUUAUGCACGCUGCUACUCCAAAGAGGGUAUAGAGUAGAAUACUCGGCCGCGUCGGACGCGUACACUCACUGUCCUGAAAGAUUCGAUGAGUUCUUCAACCAGCGGCGCCGGUGGGUGCCGUCUACCAUGGCCAACAUCUUAGAUCUGUUGGCUGACUCCAAACGAACUGUCAAAGUGAAUGACAACAUUUCCACGCUGUAUAUUAUGUAUCAGUCUAUGUUGAUGAUAGGAACAGUCCUCGGGCCGGGCACCAUCUUCCUGAUGAUGGUGGGCGCCAUCAACGCCAUCACCGGGCUCAGUAACAUCCACGCGCUGUUUCUUAACUUGGUGCCGAUCGCCAUUUUCAUCAUCGUCUGCAUGACUUGCAAAUCUGAGACUCAGCUUUUCCUGGCUAACAUCAUAACGUGCGCAUACGCCAUGAUAAUGAUGUUGGUGAUAGUCGGCAUCAGUCUCCAAAUCAUCGAGGACGGUUGGCUAGCGCCGUCUAGUGUCUUCACAGUGGUGACUUUCGGCUCGUUCUUCAUAACAGCAGCGCUUCACCCCCAGGAGAUUAUAUGCUUGCUGUACAUAGCUGUGUACUACAUAACCAUUCCCAGCAUGUACAUGUUGUUGAUCAUUUAUUCUCUGUGCAAUCUGAACAACGUAUCGUGGGGCACUCGGGAGGUGGCACAGAAAAAGACGGCUAAGGAAAUGGCAAUGGAAAAGAAAGCAGCAGAAGAAGCUAAAGAGAAAAUGGACGCCCAAAGCGUCAUGCGAUUCUUCGGCAAAGGAGGCGAGGAGACCACUGGCUCUAUGGAAUUCAACGUCGCGGGCCUGUUCCGUUGUCUAUGCUGCACCAACCCCAAGGACCAUAAAGAAGAUUUGCAUCUGCUACAGAUCGCACAUAGCAUGGAGAAGAUUGAGAAGAAGCUGGAAGUACUUGGCGCACCACCAGACGUGAAUGAGUCUAUGACCCGCCGCCGCUCCUCUAUGGGUCUGCGCGGAGACACGCUCUCAGUGCUCCCUGACUAUGACGAGGAGGAGAGUGAAAUGUCUGCUGAUAUACCGAGGGAAGAGCGAGACGACCUCAUCAAUCCGUUCUGGAUAGAGGACCCCAACCUUCAAAAAGGUGAAGUGGACUUCCUGACCACGGCUGAAACGGAGUUCUGGAAAGACUUGAUCGACACCUACUUGAGGCCCAUUGACGAGAACAAAGAGGAACUGGCCCGUAUCAAAACCGACCUAAAAAACCUGCGCGACAUGAUGGUGUUCGCGUUCGUGAUGAUCAACGCGCUGUUCGUGCUGGUCAUCUUCCUGCUGCAGCUUAACCAGGACCUGCUGCACUUCAAGUGGCCCUUCGGACAGCAGGUGGUGAUCAGUUACGACGAGGAUGCGAAUCUUGUGACCCUGAACCGCGACUACCUGAUGCUGGAGCCUAUUGGGUCUCUGUUCCUCAUCUUCUUCGGGUCGGUGAUGCUGAUUCAGUUCACCGCCAUGUUGAUGCAUCGCCUCGGGACCCUCAAACAUCUGCUGUCCACUGUGCAACUCAACUGGUACUUCACUAAGAGGCCGGACGAGGUCACACAACACGCUCACAUCGAGAAGAACGCCAUAGAAAUAGCCAAAGACCUGCAGAAAUUAAAUAUGGACGACUUGGACAAGGCGGGCGUGGACGAAAACCACGUGACCCGCCGCAAGACGCUACACAAUUUGGAGCGCGCGCGAGAAACCAAGACUAACAUCAUGAAUUUGGACACCAACUUCAAGCGGCGCAUGAUGAACCCCGAGCCAGAGAUAAUAUCACGUCUGUCUUCGCUGGGCGGUAACGCGAACACGCGGCGAGCUACGCUACGCGCCCUGCAGACGCGGCGCGAGUCAGUUAUAGCUGAGCGACGCCGAUCGCAGAUGGAGAAAGCGAGGGAAUCCACCUCGGCUUACCUUUAUGAUGCACCGAGUAACAACCUAAAUGAGAUGGGCGGGCGGCGGUCGACGCUGGGCUUCCUGAACAAGGGCUACGAGCCGGCGCUCGACAGCGACGAGGACGAGGGUCCGCGCGCGCGGCCCAGCGUGCGGUUCAAGCAGGACUUGUGAUCACAUACUACAAUUAUUCUUAUGUUAUUGUUGUAAAUAAAUCAUACCUAUUUAAUUUAAA
Molecule: messenger RNA, 4775 nt
Organism: Ostrinia nubilalis (European corn borer)
Lineage: Eukaryota; Metazoa; Arthropoda; Insecta; Lepidoptera; Crambidae
Product: chitin synthase chs-2-like
Exons: 24
Coding region: 149-4714 (1521 amino acids)
Cellular component (GO): cell septum; cell periphery
Molecular function (GO): chitin synthase activity
Source: RefSeq, a predicted model, not a curated record